Molecule: messenger RNA, 966 nt
Organism: Helobdella robusta
Lineage: Eukaryota; Metazoa; Annelida; Clitellata; Rhynchobdellida; Glossiphoniidae
Exons: 5
Biological process (GO): G protein-coupled receptor signaling pathway
Cellular component (GO): membrane
Molecular function (GO): neuropeptide Y receptor activity
Source: RefSeq, a predicted model, not a curated record
CACAGCAUGUAUGUAUGUAUGUAUGUAUGUUUGUAUGUAUGUAUGUAUGUAUGUAUGUAUGUAUGUAUGUAUGUAUGUAUGUAUGUUAUUCGAAACCCAAAAAUGCGAACGCCAAGAAACUUUUUCAUCAUCAACCUAGCAAUCAGUGACCUAACUCUCUGCUUAUUCACCCAACCAUUCAAUAUGGUGAAGUUUCUAAAUUACAAAUGGCAGCUGGGAUCGGUGAUGUGCAAGCUAGUCCCGGUCUGCUCCGCUACUAAUUUCUACGUCUCCACGAUCAGCAUAACUGCCAUUGCUUUGGAUCGAUUUCAGGUCAUAGUUUACCCAACUUUGACCCCGGCCAGUUCAAACAGGUUCGUCCUUGUGACCCUGACCCUUAUCUGGGUGGUGUCGGCACUUAUGUCCUUACCACUGAUCAUAUUCUACCACUUGAAGCCAUUUAGACUGUGGUUUCAAGACAUGUAUGAUGUUAGUAUGUGUAUGUGCGUGGAGAAUAGCAAACUAUCAAAGAUCAGGAAGAUUUACUCGGUGGUUUCAAUGCUGCUGCUCUACCUGGCCCCCAUCAUCGUCGUCACGGCAUCUCACAUUCUGAUCAACAAAAAGCUAAAAAACCGAAUCAUAAACAAGCCGCGAAAGUCUAACUUAAACUGCCGAUUCGAAACGAGACGAGACGAACCUUCCAAAAAAACGAAAAACCGCAAAACUGGUCUACUGCUAAUAACAAUCGCAAUUUUUUUUGCAGUCAGCUGGUUACCCCUUAACAUCUUCACCCUCCUGUCAGAUUUCAAUAUAGACUUCGCCCUCUAUUUGCAUGAUAUAACGGGUCAUACCAUUGCGCCGGCGUGUCUCUUGAUGGUCUUGAUCUCGGCCUGCGUCAACCCCUUAUUGUAUGGAUGGCUGAAUGACAAUUUUAAGGCUGAAUUUAAAGAAGUGUUGACAUGUUGUAAGAGGAAAAGAUGUGGUUGA